AUGCUCCCGACGAAGGACGGCGGCGGCGGCGACGGGGGGGAGGCGGCGGCGGCGGAAGCGGCGGCGGCGGCGACGGGGGGGAGGCGGCGGCGGCGGAAGCGGCGGCGGCGGCGACGGGGGGAGGCGGCGGCGGCGGAAGCGGCGGCGGCGGCGACGGGGGGGAGGCGGCGGCGGCGGAAGCGGCGGCGGCGGCGACGGGGGGGAGGCGGCGGCGGCGGAAGCGGCGGCGGCGGCGACGGGGGGGAGGCGGCGGCGGCGGAAGCGGCGGCGGCGGCGACGGGGGGAGGCGGCGGCGGCGGAAGCGGCGGCGGCGGCGACGGGGGGGGAGGCGGCGGCGGCGGAAGCGGCGGCGGCGGCGACGGGGGGGGAGGCGGCGGCGGCGGAAGCGGCGGCGGCAGCGACGGGGGGGAGGCGGCGGCGGCGGAAGCGGCGGCGGCGGCGACGGGGGGGAGGCGGCGGCGGCGGAAGCGGCGGCGGCGGCGACGGGGGGGAGGCGGCGGCGGCGGAAGCGGCGGCGGCGGCGACGGGGGGGGAGGCGGCGGCGGCGGAAGCGGCGGCGGCGGCGACGGGGGGGGGAGGCGGCGGCGGCGGAAGCGGCGGCGGCGGCGACGGGGGGGAGGCGGCGGCGGCGGAAGCGGCGGCGGCGGCGACGGGGGGGAGGCGGCGGCGGCGGAAGCGGCGGCGGCGGCGACGGGGGGGAGGCGGCGGCGGCGGCGACGGGGGGAGGCGGCGACGGGGGGGAGGCGGCGGCGGCGGCGGCGACGGGGGGGAGGCGGCGGCGGCGGAGGCGGCGGCGGCGGCGACGGGGGGGAGGCGGCGGCGGCGGAGGCGGCGGCGGCGGCGACGGGGGGGAGGCGGCGGCGGCGGAGGCGGCGGCGGCGGCGACGGGGGAGGCGGGGCGGCGACGGGGGGGAGGCGGCGGCGGCGGGGGCGGCGGCGGCGGCGACGGGGGGGAGGCGGCGGCGGCGGGGGCGCGGCGGCGGCGACGGGGGGGAGGCGGCGGCGGCGGGGGCGGCGGCGGCGGCGACGGGGGGAGGCGGCGGCGGCGGGGGCGGCGGCGGCGGCGACGGGGGGAGGCGGCGGCGGCGGGGGCGGCGGCGGCGGCGACGGGGGGAGGCGGCGGCGGCGGAGGCGGCGGCGGCGGCGACGGGGGGGAGGCGGCGGCGGCGGAGGCGGCGGCGGCGGCGACGGGGGGAGGCGGCGGCGGCGGAGGCGGCGGCGGCGGCGACGGGGGGAGGCGGCGGCGGCGGAGGCGGCGGCGGCGGCGACGGGGGGGAGGCGGCGGCGGCGGAGGCGGCGGCGGCGGCGACGGGGGGGAGGCGGCGGCGGCGGAGGCGGCGGCGGCGGCGACGGGGGGGAGGCGGCGGCGGCGGAGGCGGCGGCGGCGGCGACGGGGGGGAGGCGGCGGCGGCGGAGGCGGCGGCGGCGGCGACGGGGGGGAGGCGGCGGCGGCGGAGGCGGCGGCGGCGGCGACGGGGGGGGGGCGGCGGCGGCGGAGGCGGCGGCGGCGGCGGCGACGGGGGGGAGGCGGCGCGGCGGAGGCGGCGGCGGCGGCGACGGGGGGGAGGCGGCGGCGGCGGAGGCGGCGGCGGCGGCGACGGGGGGGAGGCGGCGGCGGCGGAGGCGGCGGCGGCGGCGACGGGGGGAGGCGGCGGCGGCGGAGGCGGCGGCGGCGGCGACGGGGGGGGGGGCGGCGGCGGCGAGGCGGCGGCGGCGGCGACGGGGGGGAGGCGGCGGCGGCGGAGGCGGCGGCGGCGGCGACGGGGGGGAGCGGCGGCGGCGGAGGCGGCGGCGGCGGCGACGGGGGGGAGGCGGCGGCGGCGGAGGCGGCGGCGGCGGCGACGGGGGGAGGGCGGCGGCGGCGGAAGCGGCGGCGGCGGCGACGGGGGGGAGGCGGCGGCGGCGGAAGCGGCGGCGGCGGCGACGGGGGGGAGGCGGCGGCGGCGACGGGGGGGAGGCGGCGGCGGCGGAAGCGGCGGCGGCGGCGACGGGGGGGAGGCGGCGGCGGCGGAAGCGGCGGCGGCGGCGACGGGGGGGAGGCGGCGGCGGCGGAAGCGGCGGCGGCGGCGACGGGGGGGAGGCGGCGGCGGCGGAAGCGGCGGCGGCGGCGACGGGGGAGCGGCGGCGGCGGAAGCGGCGGCGGCGGCGGCGGCGACGGGGGGAGGCGCGGCGGGCGGAGGCGGCGGCGGCGGCGGCGGCGGCGGCGGCGGCGGAAGCGGCGGCGGCGGCGACGGGGGGGAGGCGGCGGCGGCGGAUGCGGCGGCGGCGGCGGCGGCGACGGGGGGGAGGCGGCGGCGGCGGAAGCGGCGGCGGCGGCGGCGGCGACGGGGGGGAGGCGGCGGCGGCGGAAGCGGCGGCGGCGGCGGCGGCGACGGGGGGGAGGCGGCGGCGGCGGAAGCGGCGGCGGCGGCGGCGGCGACGGGGGGAGGCGGCGGCGGCGGAAGCGGCGGCGGCGGCGACGGGGGGGAGGCGGCGGCGGCGGAAGCGGCGGCGGCGGCGACGGGGGGGGAGGCGGCGGCGGCGGAAGCGGCGGCGGCGGCGACGGGGGGGAGGCGGCGGCGGCGGAAGCGGCGGCGGCGGCGACGGGGGGGAGGCGGCGGCGGCGGAAGCGGCGGCGGCGGCGACGGGGGGGAGGCGGCGGCGGCGGAAGCGGCGGCGGCGGCGACGGGGGGAGGCGCGGCGGCGGAAGCGGCGGCGGCGGCGGCGGCGACGGGGGGAGGCGGCGGCGGCGGAAGCGGCGGCGGCUGCGGCGGCGACGGGGGGGAGGCGGCGGCGGCGGAAGCGGCGGCGGCGGCGGCGGCGACGGGGGGGAGGCGGCGGCGGCGGAAGCGGGGCGGCGGCGGCGGCGACGGGGGGGAGGCGGCGGCGGCGGCGACGGGGGGGAGACGGCGGCGGCGGAAGCGGCGGCGGCGGCGACGGGGGGGAGGCGGCGGCGGCGGAAGCGGCGGCGGCGGCGACGGGGGGGAGGCGGCGGCGGCGGAAGCGGCGGCGGCGGCGACGGGGGGGAGGCGGCGGCGGCGACGGGGGGGAGGCGGCGGCGGCGGAAGCGGCGGCGGCGGCGACGGGGGGAGGCGGCGGCGGCGGAAGCGGCGGCGGCGGCGACGGGGGGGAGGCGGCGGCGGCGGCGGCGACGGGGGGGAGGCGGCGGCGGCGGAAGCGGCGGCGGGGGCGGCGGCGACGGGGGGGAGGCGGCGGCGGCGGAAGCGGCGGCGGCGGCGGCGGCGACGGGGGGGAGGCGGCGGCGGCGGAAGCGGCGGCGGCGGCGGCGGCGACGGGGGGGAGGCGGCGGCGGCGGAAGCGGCGGCGGCGGCGACGGGGGGGAGGCGGCGACGGCGGAAGCGGCGGCGGCGGCGACGGGGGGGAGGCGGCGGCGGCGGAAGCGGCGGCGGCGGCGACGGGGGGGAGGCGGCGGCGGCGGAAGCGGCGGCGGCGGCGACGGGGGGGAGGCGGCGGCGGCGGAAGCGGUGGCGGCGGCGACGGGGGGGAGGUGGUGGCGGCGGAAGCGGCGGCGGCGGCGACGGGGGGAGGCGGCGGCGGCGGAAGCGGCGGCGGCGGCGACGGGGGGGAGGCGGCGGCGGCGGCGACGGGGGGGAGGCGGCGGCGGCGGAAGCGGCGGCGGCGGCGACGGGGGGAGGCGGCGGCGGCGGAAGCGGCGGCGGCGGCGACGGGGGGGAGGCGGCGGCGGCGGAAGCGGCGACGGCGGCGACGGGGGGGGCGGCGGCGGCGGAAGCGGCGGCGGCGGCGACGGGGGGGGAGGCGGCGGCGGCGGAAGCGGCGGCGGCGGCGACGGGGGGGAGGCGGCGGCGGCGGAAGCGGCGGCGGCGGCGACGGGGGGAGGCGGCGGCGGCGGAAGCGGCGGCGGCGGCGACGGGGGGAGGCGGCGGCGGCGGAAGCGGCGGCGGCGGCGACGGGGGGGAGGCGGCGGCGGCGGAAGCGGCGGCGGCGGCGACGGCGGGGGGGGGGAGGCGGCGGCGCGGAAGCGGCGGCGGCGGCGACGGGGGGGGGCGGCGGCGGCGGAAGCGGCGGCGGCGGCGGAAGCGGCGGCGGCGGCGACGGGGGAGGCGGCGGCGGCGGCGGAAGCGGCGGCGGCGGCGACGGGGGGGCGGCGACGGGGGGGAGGCGGCGGCGGCGGAAGCGGCGGGGCGCGGCGACGGGGGGGAGGCGGCGGCGGCGGAAGCGGCGGCGGCGGCGACGGGGGGGAGGCGGCGGCGGCGGAAGCGGCGGGGGGCGACGGGGGGGAGGCGGCGGCGGCGGAAGCGGCGGCGGCGGCGACGGGGGGGAGGCGGCGGCGGCGGAAGCGGCGGCGGCGGCGACGGGGGGGAGGCGGCGGCGGCGGAAGCGGCGGCGGCGGCGACGGGGGGGAGGCGGCGGCGGCGGAAGCGGCGGCGGCGGCGACGGGGGGGAGGCGGCGGCGGCGGAAGCGGCGGCGGCGGCGACGGGGGGGAGGCGGCGGCGGCGGAAGCGGCGGCGGCGGCGACGGGGGGGAGGCGGCGGCGGCGGAAGCGGCGGCGGCGGCGACGGGGGGGAGGCGGCGGCGGCGGAAGCGGCGGCGGCGGCGACGGGGGGAGGCGGCGGCGGCGGAAGCGGCGGCGGCGGCGACGGGGGGGAGGCGGCGGCGGCGGAAGCGGCGGCGGCGGCGGCGGCGACGGGGGGGAGGCGGCGGCGGCGGAAGCGGCGGCGGGGGCGGCGGCGACGGGGGGGCGGGGCGGCGGAAGCGGCGGGGGCGGCGGCGGCGACGGGGGGGAGGCGGCGGCGGCGGAAGCGGCGGCGGCGGCGGCGGCGACGGGGGGGAGGCGGCGGCGGCGGAAGCGGCGGCGGCGGCGACGGGGGGGAGGCGGCGGCGGCGGAAGCGGCGGCGGCGGCGACGGGGGGAGGCGGCGGCGGCGGAAGCGGCGGCGGCGGCGACGGGGGGGAGGCGGCGGCGGCGGAAGCGGCGGCGGCGGCGACGGGGGGGAGGCGGCGGCGGCGGAAGCGGCGGCGGCGGCGACGGGGGGGAGGCGGCGGCGGCGGAAGCGGCGGCGGCGGCGACGGGGGGGAGGCGGCGGCGGCGGAAGCGGCGGCGGCGGCGACGGGGGGGAGGCGGCGGCGGCGGAAGCGGCGGCGGCGGCGACGGGGGGGAGGCGGCGGCGGCGGAAGCGGCGGCGGCGGCGACGGGGGGGAGGCGGCGGCGGCGGAAGCGGCGGCGGCGGCGACGGGGGGGAGGCGGCGGCGGCGGAAGCGGCGGCGGCGGCGACGGGGGGGAGGCGGCGGCGGCGGAAGCGGCGGCGGCGGCGACGGGGGGGAGGCGGCGGCGGCGGAAGCGGCGGCGGCGGCGACGGGGGGGAGGCGGCGGCGGCGGAAGCGGCGGCGGCGGCGGCGGCGACGGGGGGAGGCGGCGGCGGCGGAAGCGGCGGCGGCGGCGGCGGCGACGGGGGGGAGGCGGCGGCGGCGGAAGCGGCGGCGGCGGCGGCGGCGACGGGGGGAGGCGGCGGCGGCGGAAGCGGCGGCGGCGGCGGCGACGACGGGGGGAGGCGGCGGCGGCGGAAGCGGCGGCGGCGGCGACGGGGGGGAGGCGGCGACGGCGGAAGCGGCGGCGGCGGCGACGGGGGGGAGGCGGCGGCGGCGGAAGCGGCGGCGGCGGCGACGGGGGGGAGGCGGCGGCGGCGGAAGCGGCGGCGGCGGCGACGGGGGGGAGGCGGCGGCGGCGGAAGCGGCGGCGGCGGCGACGGGGGGGAGGCGGCGGCGGCGGAAGCGGCGGCGGCGGCGACGGGGGGGAGGCGGCGGCGGCGGAAGCGGCGGCGGCGGCGACGGGGGGGAGGCGGCGGCGGCGGAAGCGGCGGCGGCGGCGACGGGGGGGAGGCGGCGGCGGCGGAAGCGGCGGCGGCGGCGACGGGGGGGAGGCGGCGGCGGCGGAAGCGGCGGCGGCGGCGACGGGGGGGAGGCGGCGGCGGCGGAAGCGGCGGCGGCGGCGACGGGGGGGAGGCGGCGGCGGCGGAAGCGGCGGCGGCGGCGACGGGGGGGAGGCGGCGGCGGCGGAAGCGGCGGCGGCGGCGACGGGGGGGAGGCGGCGGCGGCGGAAGCGACGGGGCGGCGACGGGGCGGCGGAGGCGGCGGCGGCGGCGACGGGGGGGAGGCGGCGGCGGCGGAAGCGGCGGCGGCGGCGACGGGGGGAGGCGGCGGCGGCGGAAGCGGCGGCGGCGACGGGGGGGAGGCGGCGGCGGCGGAAGCGGCGGCGGCGGCGACGGGGGGGAGGCGGCGGCGGCGGAAGCGGCGGCGGCGGCGACGGGGGGGAGGCGGCGGCGGCGGAAGCGGCGGCGGCGGCGACGGGGGGGAGGCGGCGGCGGCGGAAGCGGCGGCGGCGGCGACGGGGGGGAGGCGGCGGCGGCGGAAGCGGCGGCGGCGGCGACGGGGGGGAGGCGGCGGCGGCGGAACCGGCCGCGGCGGCGACGGGGGGGAGGCGGCGGCGGCGGAACCGGCCGCGGCGGCGAUGCGCUUGCUAGAGUAUUCUAG
Molecule: messenger RNA, 6489 nt
Organism: Closterium sp. Yama58-4
Lineage: Eukaryota; Viridiplantae; Streptophyta; Zygnematophyceae; Desmidiales; Closteriaceae
Source: the annotation of a GenBank genome assembly